Messenger RNA from Tremella mesenterica DSM 1558, 834 nucleotides. RefSeq lists its product as uncharacterized. Gene Ontology annotation, cellular component: nucleus. Gene Ontology annotation, molecular function: DNA binding. The record is from RefSeq and is a predicted model, not a curated record. Lineage: Eukaryota; Fungi; Basidiomycota; Tremellomycetes; Tremellales; Tremellaceae. The annotation marks the transcript as partial. The transcript has a single exon.
CUUGGGAAGAACUGGCUCGAUAAAUUCAAGAAACGACAUCCUGGAGUGAAGACGGCUUGGUCAAGACAGAUUGAUGCCGCUCGUAUCAAUGGCUGUGCUCGCCCAUAUCUAGAGACUUGGUUCAAGGACAUGUCUGGAAUUUUGAACGAGAAUCAAUAUCUUCCCUGCGAUAUCUACAAUAUGGAUGAGACUGGGUAUAAUAUGGGUACUACAAUGUCCUCCCAGGUGAUGUCUGUAUCAGUCACUGAGAAGGGUACUAUGGGGGAUGUCUUCAAAGCUCAAAGAGGUCGCCAGGAAUGGGUGACCGCUAUUGAAUGUGUUUCUGCAGCGGGUAUCGCCCUUCCCCCCGUUGUUAUCUUCAAAGGAAAGGUUGAAUUCAACAUGCGGUGGCUGCCAGAGGAUAGGGAUAUAACAGGAUGGCAAUGGAGAAUCAGUGAGAAGGGCUGGACAAGUAAUGCGAUCGGACUUGAUUGGCUCAAAACCCACUUCCACCCCCUGACAGUACCUUCAGAUCCGACGAGACGUCGUCUUCUCAUCCUUGAUGGUCAUGGUAGUCAUCUCAAAGCCGACUUCAUUGCUUUUUGUAUCGAAAACAAGAUUGAUCUCAUGGUACUUCCGGCUCAUACAUCACAUGAAACCCAACCUCUUGACAAUGGGAUAUUCGCCCCUCUCAAACGACAACUCAUGAAAUAUGCCAAUAUUGCGGCUCGCUAUGACUCCUGUCCAAUCACCAAAUCUGCAUGGGCAGCCGAUCUAGUUUCUGCAAGAGAGCUAGCAAUGACACAUCAUAACAUUGCUAUAGGUUGGCGGAAGACAGGUCUCCAUCCAUUCAAC